AAGCCAUUGGAGGCAACAAAAACAGUUUGAUGGUCACACAAGCUCUCCGGCAGGUCAACCUCUUCCAAGAGAUCAUUUUGUGACACGUUCAGCAACUUCUUCGCACUCUGGCUGGCUUGCAUCAAGUUGCAUGGCUUGGUGGUAAGGCUAAGCUGGCCGGGACCCCUUGUCGAAAUUGCACAUCAUCAGCCAUGUGGCGGGUUACAAUUAAUCAAAACUCGCGAUGCUUUCGUCGGUAGGGCUCUUUGCCAUCUUUGGUGUUUUUUUCUUGAGUGCGCCACGAAGACUCAUCACUCAAGCACACCCCAGCACGACUUAUCUCUCCACAAGAGCAUGCGCAAGCAUGGCCGUGAAUAGUCCAGGCUUGGGUGGCCCAGGCCCAGUCACCGCGUACAAUAUCUCGCUUCAGCGGCCGCCUUUCAACGGUCGCUGCAGAUCACAGAUGCCUGACUCAGAGGCUGACCUUUUAUCAAGGCAGUCGGGGAUCAAGACACAGCUUCCGUGCCUAUCGGUUCCCAGUGAACUGCUGCCUUGGCGCGCCGGGGAUGUGUUUAGCUGCAGUUGGCCAUGUGUUUUAUCGUGCUUCCCACCAAUUCCAUCCCUCUGGGCUCGGAAAUUAUCUGACCAACCUCCCAAACCGGACCCCUGGGCGGUGGUACGAGUACGUUACCUGCAGCACACCAAGCACGGAGGCACCAGGGUGGUGCAUCCGGCUUUUCUAGCGGCUCUGCGGAACACUUUGGAAUGAUGAUCCAAUGCUCCUGGCGUCCUUUAUAACAGGCACCGCGAGGCUGUGACAGAACCCUUUUCUAGAUACAACCUGAAACCUACACGCAGAAAAACCGUAAACGAGGUCUACUUCCAAACCGAGGAUAACGGCUAACGGCUAACGGAAGGCUUCGCCUCGAUCGAACACGACAUUGUGAAACGGUAUCGAG
This is a messenger RNA of Exophiala viscosa, 938 nucleotides long. RefSeq lists its product as uncharacterized. The transcript is spliced from 2 exons. NCBI's taxonomy places the organism in Eukaryota, Fungi, Ascomycota, Eurotiomycetes, Chaetothyriales, Herpotrichiellaceae. The record is from RefSeq and is a predicted model, not a curated record. Bases 224 to 748 code for a protein of 174 amino acids.